Lottia gigantea (owl limpet) is the source of this 2397-nucleotide messenger RNA. RefSeq lists its product as hypothetical. NCBI's taxonomy places the organism in Eukaryota, Metazoa, Mollusca, Gastropoda, Lottiidae. The record is from RefSeq and is a predicted model, not a curated record. The transcript has 13 exons. The coding region runs from base 1 to 2397 and encodes 798 amino acids.
AUGGUUUCCUUGCAUCUUAUUCUGCAUAUAGGAUGUACCGAGCCUCAACCUGUUCUGCAUGCCUACAGAUAUACUGACAAUACCAGCCUGUCAGAGGGUAGCUGGGUCAAAUACACCUGUUAUCAUAAUUACUAUUGGAUAAGUGGAGAUCUCAAUAGAGAAUGUCAGGCUGGUGCAUGGACUGGUCAACCUCCUAUCUGUGGUGAAUGUACCGAGCCUCAACCUGUUCUACAUGCCUACAGAUAUACUGACAAUAUCAGCCUGCCAGAGGGUAGCUGGGUCAAUUACACCUGUUAUCAUAAUUACCAUUGGAUAAGUGGAGAUCUCAAUAGAGAAUGUCAGGCUGGUGCUUGGACUGGUCAACCUCCUGUUUGUGAUGUUUACAAAAUAUUGUCUCCAGCUCGUUCAGCUAUUCCUAAACCAAGUAGCUUGGGUGGUAAUGGUAACUCUCUUACUGAUGGUGAUGAACGGACUUGUGAAAGUACCACCGCCUCGACAGAACCGAGUUGGACCAUUGAAUUUAAUGGCACUAAAUAUGUGUAUUCUGUUACGUUAACUUCAGACAGCAAUAUCUUUAUAAACCGAAUUGGAGUUGAUGUUCGAAACAGAACACAGCAUCACGAGAUUCUGUGUCGUACUUUAUACUCAUCAAUUCCAUUGACCGAUAUUGUUGAAGUUAUUUGUCCACCUAACACUAUUGGUAGUCAAUUAGUGAUAGGUUCUAGAACUGGUCUAUAUGGUAGACUCGGUUUAUGUGAAGUAAAGACCUUAGGAAAAGACUGGUUGUAUGAAUGUGGAGAUCCGCCGUUUGUUUAUGGAGCUGAAGUAACUAGUGACUAUAUAUCACAAGGUCUAGUGGUCGUUCGGUAUUCUUGUGUUAAAGGAUUUUAUUAUGGUGGAAAGAAUCCAGAGUCUACUUGUCGUAGUGGACAGUGGAGUAAAGUCGAUUUACUCUGUCUUCCAUACGACUCUCUGUACAACCCUAAACUGAGAGAAUUUAAUCAAGUUCACUCUGUUCUACACGAUGGUGAUCAGAAUACCUGUAUCGAAAUUAAUGAGGCGGUUACUGAAGACUCGCCAAUACUCUACAGAAUAUUACAACUUCACCUGUACUCGAAGAAACCUGUAGAACUAUUAAAUGUUACUGUAACUAUUGGAGUAAACGAGACGUGGGACGAUAUAGAUUUUGUUGGUGUUCCUGUACCUCUCCCGGAUUAUAAAGAAUAUGAUGCUCCACCAUGCGAGUAUGAUGGUUUGAGUACAGAUCUAUAUCGAGUGAGAACCUUCUCCUGCCAACCCUACACCUACUCAAAGAUCUUGAACGUUAUAAUUAGAGAUGUUUCAUCGAAUUUCAAAGAAUUUUGUGAGAUUAAAACAACAAUAAGAUCAGACACUACUCCUUUAGAGUGUAUACGAGGAGAGUAUAUCAAUGAAUAUAAAGGGAAGAUGAACUAUACAUGGGAUGGGAAAGUCUGUGACAACUGGGCUGAUGCUCCACCAGAUAAAGCCAUCAAUACCACCGUCCAUAAAACAUUUGAUCCGAACUAUUGUAGAAAUAUUGGGGGAGAAAAGAGAAGACCCUGGUGUUGGGUUGAUAAUUACCAAUCUGUAGGAUAUUGUCCUCUAGCUUUCUGUAAUGAAAUAUGUCAUUUAAAAGAAGAAUAUACCGAGUAUCAAGGGCAGCAAUCCAUCUCAACUUCUGGUAAAAACUGUCGAUAUUGGAGUGAUGGAAAUGAGGAAGGACGAACGUUCUUGAAUGAAGUUUUUUCUGAUGUACAAACUAGAUCUUACUGUAGAAAUCCGGGAUAUUCUCAGUUCAAAGCCUGGUGUUAUGUUAAUGGUCCAGCGUCUUCGAUUGAAGCUGAACCAUGUGAUGUUCCCGAAUGCCCAACUGAUUUUCUGCAGCUGACCGUCAGAAAUAAUGAAACUAGUAAUUUUCCUCUUCACCUUGACCAAUGUUACCAACCACUCAACUCUUUCAAUGUCCAUCAUUAUUUUGAUCUGACGAUAGACCAAAACAGUGUCAAUAACUUCUGUAGAAAUUCUCAAGAUAGUUGGUUGUUUUGUUUUAAUGGUGUGGAUUGGAUAAGGAUAGAAUUUGAAUGCUUUGAUACCACCAGUAUGAUGGCGACUACAUCAAUGGUACCGUCAUCAACAGAUUCCUGCUCGCAGACAUCAUCAAUAGAAACGUCAUCGGCAGUUAGCUCCACAAUACAGUCAAGUUUCUUACUGGAUCUCCAAAGUUCUUCGAUUGACGCCAGUACUUCCGAGGUCCUAUCUGUUAUUACGACCAAGAAUAUGUUAAAGUGUGUGUCCAUUGCUUCAGUAAGUGAUGUCAGUGCAUCAGGAGGGCUAUAUAAGACCAAACAUGAGGUUCUGUACCAGUCUACAGUCUAA